Messenger RNA from Knipowitschia caucasica, 456 nucleotides. The record is from the annotation of a GenBank genome assembly. Lineage: Eukaryota; Metazoa; Chordata; Actinopteri; Gobiiformes; Gobiidae.
AUGUCUGACUUCUCCGAUGACCAGAUAAUGGAGUACAAGGAGGCUUUCAUGCUGUUCGACCGCACUGGAGAAGGAAAGAUCUGCUUCAGUCAGUGCGGAGAAGUGAUGAGGGCCCUGGGACAGAACCCCAUCAACGCAGAGGUGCUCAAGGUGCUGGGAAACCCCAAGAUGGAAGAGAUGAACCGAAAGAUGCUGGACUUUGAGCAAUUCUUGCCCAUGUUCCAGGCCAUCUCCAAGAACAAAGAGCAGGGCUCGUUCGAGGACAUCGUGGAGGGUCUGCGUGUGUUCGACAAAGAGGGCAGCGGCACGGUGAUGGGGGCGGAGCUACGGCACGUGCUGACAUCACUGGGAGAGAAAAUGACGGAGGACGAAGUGGAGACUUUGUUAGCGGGACACGAAGACGCCAACGGGUGCAUAAACUACGAAGAGCUGGUGCGGAUGGUGAUGAGUGGAUGA